AUGAAUAAUUUGACUAAACCAAAAACCCCUGAUACAAGAGAGAAGCCAUAUCAUUGUGAUGUCUGUGGUAAGUCAUUCGGUGAAGAAAGAGUCUUAACCAAACACAAAUGCAUUCAGAGAGGAGGGAAAUCACAUCACUGUGAUCGUAUUCAUACUAAGGAAAACCCAUAUCAGUGUGAUAUUUGUGGUAAAUCAUUUUCUGAUAAUAGCACUUUAACUAGUCACAAAUAUACUCAUACAGGAGAGAAGCCAUAUCACUGUAAUAUCUGCGGUAAAUCAUUCUCUCAAAAUAGUGCUUUAACUAGACACAAGCGUAUUCAUUCAGGUGAGAAACCAUAUCAUUGUGAUAUCUGUGGUAAAUCAUUCUCUAGUAGUAGCCAUUUGACUAAACACAAGCGCCUUCAUACAGGGGACAAAUUAUAUCAUUGAGAUAUCUGUGGUUAAU
Messenger RNA from Octopus sinensis (East Asian common octopus), 445 nucleotides. Its product is annotated as zinc finger protein 681-like. The record is from RefSeq and is a predicted model, not a curated record. The transcript has 4 exons. Bases 1 to 429 code for a protein of 142 amino acids. Lineage: Eukaryota; Metazoa; Mollusca; Cephalopoda; Octopoda; Octopodidae. Gene Ontology annotation, cellular component: PcG protein complex; transcription regulator complex. Gene Ontology annotation, biological process: regulation of transcription by RNA polymerase II. Gene Ontology annotation, molecular function: DNA-binding transcription factor activity, RNA polymerase II-specific; RNA polymerase II cis-regulatory region sequence-specific DNA binding.